Phragmites australis (common reed) is the source of this 1000-nucleotide messenger RNA. Its product is annotated as dormancy-associated protein homolog 3-like. The transcript has 3 exons. The record is from RefSeq and is a predicted model, not a curated record. Lineage: Eukaryota; Viridiplantae; Streptophyta; Magnoliopsida; Poales; Poaceae. The coding region runs from base 180 to 569 and encodes 129 amino acids.
CACCCCGGAAGAACAGAGGGAUCGAUCACGGCCUCAAGGCUCAACUUCUCAAGGUAGCUCUCUCUCUGUUCCCUUUUCUCUCAUCUCAUCCGAGAGCGACGACAGCGACAGGACGCGCGCACGUCCAAACGUACACGUACGUAGGCGGAACCAGUCGCAUACGGUGGUGCGUAAGGGGCAUGGGCCUCCUCGACCAGCUCUGGGACGAGACGGUGGCCGGCCCGCGCCCGGACUCCGGCCUCGGCAAGCUCCGCAAGUGCUCCUCCUUCUCCCUCUCGUUGCCGUCCUCCGCGGCCGAUGCGCCGCCGGCGGUGACUCGCAGCAUCACCAUCGCCCGCCCGCCGUCACUGUCGAUCCCGUCGCCGCGCAGCGAGUCGUAUAGCUCCUCCGUGCCGUCCUCCCCGGCCAGCACACCGGGCUCCCAGUUCGCCACAGCUACAAUUCCCAAGGGAGACAGCUGGAGGAAUCUUCGCCGGAAACCCAAGGUCUCCGACGGGCCGGAGGCGGCCGUCGAGCCGAGGAGCCCCACCGUGUACGACUGGGUGGUGAUCAGUUCGUUGGACCGGUGAACUAGCACGAAUCCAGCGUGGCGAAAGCGCGAAAUAAGCAACCGAGCAGGGGUCAUAGCACAGGAAGCUAGCUAGCGUUCGUGUUUGUUAGUUUGAGGUUGCGUUGUGUUCUAUAUAUGUAUGUGUUCUUGUGAAUCCGGCCUUGUGUGAGUUGGUGCAAUAUUUUCUCUGUAGGUAUAUGCGCCUUUGGUGAUCACUGAACGCGUGUAGUAUGUAUAGAGAGUCCUAAUGGGGGUUAGAAGUGGGCAACGAUCGAGUCUAGUUUGGCUUUGGCGAGGUGUGUGUUCUCCAAUUCUUUCGGCAAAAAAAAAAACACUGAAAUGAGGAUUUCUUGUACGCCUGUCUGUUUUGUUUUCUACUCUCCCAUGUAAUUAUCAAGUACUACUAGUACUGUGUGCAAUGCAGAGCAUGGCUCUGUUUUCUUCUGCUCA